AUGAUUUUAAAUCAUGACUCCAUUUUAGGUGUUGAAUCAGGAUCAAAUUACUCUGGUGAUCUUAAAGAUGCCCAAAUAUCCAUUCCACGUGGCACAAUAGCUGCAGCUGUAGUGACCUCUAUCAUUUGUAUCCUUUUAGAAAGAUUAUCACCUAAAAUGUGCUUCAUUAUUAGGAAGCACCCACCUCAUCAAGUAGUGUUUUAUGUAUAAAUAUGUUGCAUCCACCUCACCAAGUAGUGCUUUAUGUAUAAAUAUGUUGCAUCCACCUCACCAAGUAGUGCUUUAUGUAUAAAUAUGUUGCAUCCACCUCACCAAGUAGUGCUUUAUGUAUAAAUAUGUUGCACCCACCUCACCAAGUAGUGCUUUAUGUAUAAAUAUGUUGCACCCACCUCACCAAGUAGUGCUUUAUGUAUAAAUAUGGUGCACCCACCUCACCAAGUAGUGCUUUAUGUAUAAAUAUGUUGCACCCACCUCACCAAGUAGUGCUUUAUGUAUAAAUAUGGUACAUACACGUCACCAAGCAGCCAUGCAUCUUGGAAUUAAACUUUUGUACCUGAAAACAUUGUUUUGACUACAAUAAAUUCCUUUAUGUUAUGUAGUUCUCUCAUCUUCAAAUGGAAUCUGUUUUAAGAACUCAAAUCCUUUCCUUAAUAUUCACAAAGACCUCUCUGCUGUUGUUUUAUUGGGAGGUUCUGUAGAGGGUGUGCUACUGCGAGAUAAGUAAGGAGUCACUCAUUAGUGAUACAUUUUCAAUAGAAAUUUGGUUCUUUGGGAUCAAGAUAUUGCAUUCAUCCAGCCUGGUAGUCAAAAAAUAAUUCUUUAAUUAAAUUUAAAAAUCUACUGAAAUAAUCAAAAUUUUUAAAUGUGAUUUUACUGAAUUUUAAUGAUGGCAAAGGUUUGAAAAAUAAAUAUUUAUAUUUUCUACUCGGAAAAAUACAUUUACUGUAAUUUAAAACAUUGUUGAAUGAUUACUGCCUUGUUUUUGAGAAGUGAUUAUUUUAUAUAAUUUAUGAAAAUUCUCAUCAUUGUUCUUUACACUAAAAAAAAUGCAUGACAUUUAUGUAUCAACUAUAAAUAUCGCACAGCUUUCCUAACAAUUUUGCUUGUAUUUUAAAUUAGAUAUGGAGAAAGUAUAAGUACCAAAGGGGAACUAGUGAUGUCCCUUGUCGCCUUCCCAUCAAAGUGGAUUGUCCUUGUAGGAACUCUGACAGCUACCACAGGAGCAGGAUUACAAGCUCUGGCGGGUGAUUACCCCUUAGGUUUUCAUUAUGUUAACAUUUAUAACUUUGCAGACCAGGUUUUAACUCUUUACAAUCCUGUUAUAGAGAUAACAUAAUUUUUAGGACAUCGUAGAAACAGUCAAAAAUGUCCACCAUGACUGACUUUGGAAGUAGGGUUUGAAGUAUCACCAUGGAUAAUUGCAGUCGCUCAACAUUAAAGUUAUUAAUGACAAAAAAUCAAACCAGAGUCAGCACGUUAUUGGUGGCAAUAUCAUUGUUGGAAAUAGAGCUACAUGAAAUUGGUUGUAUUAACAUUCACUAUUAAACAAUCAGAAGUUUGCUGAUGAGUUACUGUUGUAAUUCAAGCUAAUACAUAAAAUUCCCUUCCCUUUGUACAGGAGGACCACGCUUACUGCAAGCAAUAGCUGACGACAAUAUCAUCCCGCAUCUUGGGUUCUUUGCCAAGAAAUGGCGAGGGGAGCCAGUUCGUUGCCUGUGUGUGACAUUUUGUAUUGCUGAAAUGGGGAUCAUUAUAGCCUUCCUGGAUUACGUGGCCCCCAUUGUCACUAUGUUUUUUCUGAU
Lymnaea stagnalis (great pond snail) is the source of this 1802-nucleotide messenger RNA. The record is from the annotation of a GenBank genome assembly. NCBI's taxonomy places the organism in Eukaryota, Metazoa, Mollusca, Gastropoda, Lymnaeidae.